Funneliformis caledonium is the source of this 290-nucleotide messenger RNA. The record is from the annotation of a GenBank genome assembly. NCBI's taxonomy places the organism in Eukaryota, Fungi, Glomeromycota, Glomeromycetes, Glomerales, Glomeraceae.
CUGGACUAAAAUUGAAUCCAGAAAAGUAUUUCUUCUUUGAACAGGAAUUACCAUUCUUUGGACAUGUAAUUAGCGAAGAGGGUAUUCAAAUAGAUCUAAAUAAAAUAGCUGUUAUGAGAAACUUUUCAGUAUCAAAAGACUUAACACAACUUAGAGGAUUCAUUGCUUUAACAUCAUAUUACAAAAGAUUCAUAAAAGGCUUUGCUAAUAUUGUUGAACCUUUAAAUAGAUUAUUUAAAAAGAAUACACCUUUCAUUUGGACACAAGACCAACAAAAUGCUUUUGAAUGA